Messenger RNA from Laccaria bicolor S238N-H82, 1809 nucleotides. RefSeq lists its product as uncharacterized. The record is from RefSeq and is a predicted model, not a curated record. The transcript is spliced from 7 exons. The coding region runs from base 1 to 1809 and encodes 602 amino acids. Lineage: Eukaryota; Fungi; Basidiomycota; Agaricomycetes; Agaricales; Hydnangiaceae.
AUGGUUUCAAACAGUGAUAUCCCAGGACUCGACCAGCCUCUAAAUUAUGAAUCCGAAUCCACUUGUCUCUUUCCCAACCUUCUGAACAACGAUAAGGGUCAUGCCCACCUCGAGUAUUCCCCUUACGAGGAACUUCCCCCGACUAUUGAAUUGCCUCUCACGACCCUUCGCGAAUUUACGAUGUUGCAUAUUAUGAACGGAGUCACUGAUAAGCCCAACUGGAAUAUCAAGAUCUUUGAUGAUGAGAUCCGAGCGAAGUGGAAGGCUAAGGCAUUGGCUGCACCUGGAAAAGAUGUUAUGGAAAGCAUGGCUGAGUGGUGCAUGGAGGAGCUGAAAUACAAGGCCAGCCGUUUCGACAAGACGGAAGGUGGCGCGAUAAAGGUGUACAAUGGUGAUGUCAUGAAAUCGGAUACUGCUGUAUCUCAAACGAUCAUGGAGGAACUGCAAGCUGCUGUCAGUCCUCUUGAAGAUGUUCCAGAAUGGGAGAAGGACUGGCAUCCCAGAUCAGAUGAGAAAGUUCUGAAUUUGGUCCACCCAAGCUUGUUCCCCGUUGUUUAUGGACGGACGAGGGCUCUUGGGAAGGGUAAAGGGUUCGCGACAUUGGAGAAUUGUAUUGCGAGGUGUGGCGAAGGCAACGUGUUAGAAAAGCAGAAGGCUCCAGAUAAGAGGUACAGCGCAGAUUUUCAAUGGUUGCCUUGCGAAGUGGACAUUUCGGAAGGUAAUGGGCAGGCAAGAAUUACAAGUUACAUCAACAAUCUCCAUCCAAAGAAACAUAAAGACCUUUACCACAUCAUUGACAAGAUCAUCACUGCUUCGAUUCCCCUGUGGAACAAAACUCUCGCGCCACUGGCUCAUCUCUGGUACCACAAAAACUUGACGACGAUCAAAUGCGACCGAGGAUCUUGCGACAUGCAGAGUAGGUUUCCCAGCUGUUGUGUAUGGGUUUGUUGGCUUGGUGAAGUGCGAACACUCGGAGGCCCGCAACGACUGGAAGGAGAAGAGGAACGGUAUUCACAGUCGUAUUGGAAUAGGAGGGAGCGGUGGAUCGAGGCUACAAGGAAGGUCGUGCUUCCUGAGCCAAAUGUUUUUCGGCCUCUUCAGGAGCCCCCGCCCUUUGAUUUGAGGGAGGAGUUUGGGAUCUGGGGGUUGCAAGUAAUUGUCAAAUUGGCGAAUAUUGAGCUAACACCGGAAAAGCCUGAAUAUGCUGGAGGAAUGUGGCACGUUGAAGGUCAAAUGAAUGAACGUAUCUGUGCAACAGUGCUUUACUAUUACUCAUCCUCGAACAUCACUCCAUCAUCCCUCGCAUUUCGCCAACACACUGGCGACGGGCACAGGAAAAUCUGUGUGCCAUCUGCGGACACAGGUUGCCACGAUUGGCUUCCCGCAGUAUUCGGGUGCACCCAGAACGGGCCAACGUUCCAGAAUGUCGGGAGCGUAGAUACGCGCGAAGGCCGACUGUUGACGUUUCCCAAUGUUUUGCAACAUCAGGUGCAACCAUUCGAGCUCGUGGAUCGGACGAAGCCAGGGCACAGGAAAAUCCUUGCGCUUUUCUUGGUCGAUCCAAAUAUCAAGAUUAUCAGCUCAGCGAAUGUACCAUGUCAACGCAAGGAUUGGUGGAGGGAGGAGAUCGCGCACGGGGGUGUGUUUGACAAGUUGCUUCCGAGGGAGCUGAGAGAUCUGAUAUUUCAGGGGGUGGAGGAGUUCCCAAUUGGGGUGGAGGAGGCGAAGGAGAUCAGACUCAAGCUUAUGGAAGAAAGAAAAGCCUUUGUUUUAGACAAGGCUAAUGAUUUCGAGGUUUUCUCUUUGUGA